AUGUCCGAAGGCCAUAGUGCUCCUCCGGCCCACGAUGCCCCAGUGACGGCUACAGGGGACAGCACCGGUGCUGCCCCCGUCGCAGUCGAUGCUCGCCACCACGCUAACCAUGCCCAGGCCCAGGCCCAGUGGCACAGCCCGAAGGAGCAGGACUCCGUCGGGCGGCUCACCCCGCGGCCGACUUUCAUGGAGAACCUGGUGAACUCGCGGGACUCGCAGUUUCACCUCGAUCGACGGGACUCCAGUGAGCUGGAGCGCUACUUUCACGGUCCCCGGGAAAUGGACAGGCACUCGAAAUGGCCCAUAUUCAUGCGGAUGCAUGGCAGUGUCACGCCAAAGAUGAUCCUGCCCCUUCUAAUUGUGGGCGGCUGGGCCACUUGCAUUACUUGCAUUUCCAGAUUUGUUCAUAACCUUGGCGUGAACAACAUCCUGCUUACCGUGCUGGGUUUCGUGGUGGGUUUGGCAUUGUCAUUCCGCAGUUCGACUGCGUAUGAAAGAUGGGCAGAUGGGCGCAAGUACUGGGCGCAACUCAUCCAGACCUCUCGCAAUCUGGCCCGGACGAUCUGGGUCAACACCGGCGAACGUGAAGGCGAGAACGGAAAGGUGGACCUUCUCCGCAAGCUCACUGCCAUGAACCUCAUCCUGGCAUUCGCCGUCGCCCUCAAGCACAAGCUCCGCUUCGAACCGGACAUCGCCUACGACGACCUUGCCGGUCUUGUCGGCCACCUGGACACCUUUGCCCGCGAUGCGCACGACCGCAACGCCAUCACCCCUCGCCCCAAGUCUCUCUGGAAGGCGACUGGCGAGUAUCUGGGCGUAUCAUUCGCCGAGUCCAACCCCCGCAAGCUGAUCAAGCGAUCCAAGAAGCCACUGGGUCACCUGCCCCUUGAAAUUUUGAACCAUCUGUCGGCGUAUAUCGAUUCGUGCGUGAGCAACGGCACCUUGACCUCGGGUCUGCACCAGAGCCAAGCCAUUACCAUGAUGUCCACGCUGAACGAGGUUUUGACUGGUACGGAGCGGGUGCUGGACACCCCUCUGCCGGCCGCGUACAGCAUCGCGAUCUCGCAGAUUGCGUGGAUUUACGUUAUGGUUCUCCCCUUCCAGCUUUACAAUUUGUUGCUAUGGGUCACCAUCCCGGCCUCCAUGGUGGCUGCGUACAUCAUCAUCGGCCUGGCCACCAUCGGCAGCGAAAUCGAGAAUCCCUUCGGUCAAGAUGUCAACGAUCUGCCCCUUAACACCUACUGCCGCCAGAUCGCUAUGGAGCUAGACAUCAUCACCGCCACGCCGCCUCCCAACGUGGAUGACUUCAUGAGCCGUCCGGAUAAUCUCGUUCUGUUCCCGCUCAGCCAAGACAGCUAUGAUGAGUGGAAGGCGCGGAGCAAGGAGGACAUCCGCGCCGCCCUCCGGCAAAAGGUGGCCGCCGGCUCAGGCCUGGGUUCCAUCGUGAAUGGGUCAGAUUCGUCUACCGAGGUCGAGAGGAUCACCACAAAGACCAAGCAGUCUGUUUGA
Messenger RNA from Penicillium canariense, 1509 nucleotides. RefSeq names its product bestrophin family protein. The transcript has 6 exons. The record is from RefSeq and is a predicted model, not a curated record. Gene Ontology annotation, molecular function: chloride channel activity. Bases 1 to 1509 code for a protein of 502 amino acids. Lineage: Eukaryota; Fungi; Ascomycota; Eurotiomycetes; Eurotiales; Aspergillaceae.